Messenger RNA from Aspergillus novofumigatus IBT 16806, 1612 nucleotides. RefSeq names its product amphiphysin. The record is from RefSeq and is a predicted model, not a curated record. Gene Ontology annotation, biological process: actin cortical patch localization; endocytosis; plasma membrane tubulation. NCBI's taxonomy places the organism in Eukaryota, Fungi, Ascomycota, Eurotiomycetes, Eurotiales, Aspergillaceae. Gene Ontology annotation, cellular component: actin cortical patch; medial cortex; Rvs161p-Rvs167p complex. The transcript is spliced from 3 exons. The coding region runs from base 392 to 1612 and encodes 406 amino acids. Gene Ontology annotation, molecular function: lipid binding; protein binding.
AUUCAUUUAAACUUAUUGCUAUACCCUAUUGAUCAUUUUAGUGACCCAAUACUAAGAGAAUAAUACGUACCUGGUACCUCUCAGCCACACUUACCUCAACAGCAUCCUAUGUCAUAGCUCAGCCACAGCGCCGAGCAGACGAACCACUAGUAUAUUGGGCUGGGCUGAAGGCUGCAAAUCCACUCCAAGCAACAAGAAGGUCGCUUUCCCCCCACUCCUCACCACUGAGCCAUUUCUCGCUCUAAUAUCACUCUUUCUUUACUGCUCCCUGAGACCCUCGUCCUUUAUCCCCCUAGCAUCAUCUCAAACACACCUAGAUCGCCACCGUUGUCUAUACCGAGCACUUCCGCCCAGCACCUACAGGAGAGAUUCCACCACCAGGAACACCGAGAUGAGUUUGAAGGGUUUCCAGAAGAGCAUUGUUCGCGCACCGCAGCAAUUCAAGGCGCGGUUCAAUAUUGGCGAACACACCAAGGAUCCGAUCUAUCAAGAUGCCGAGCGACGAUUUCAAGAACUUGAAAAGGAGACGAAGAAGCUUCAUGAUGAGUCCAGGAAGUAUUUUGAAGCUAUUAAUGGCAUGUUGAAUCACCAGAUCGAAUUCUCCAAAGCCAUGACAGAGUUAUACAAACCCAUCUCCGGUCGCGCCUCGGACCCGAGCACAUACACCAUUGAGGGCAACCCGGAAGGAAUUCGAGCUUGCGAGGAAUACGAAGGAAUUGUUCGCGACCUACAGGAGUCACUUGCGCCCGAGCUAGAGUUGAUCGAGACUCGCAUUGUGAGUCCGGCAAAUCAACUGCUGGAGGUGAUCAAGGUGAUUCGGAAGGUAGCGGUGAAGCGAGAUCACAAGAAGCUGGACUAUGAUCGACACCGCAACACUUUGAAGAAACUCCAGGAGAAGAAGGACAAAUCGCUGAAGGAUGAGAAGGCCCUCUACAAAGCGGAGAAUGACGUGGAGCAGGCCACGCAGGAAUUCAACUACUACAACGACCUGCUCAAAGAUGAGCUACCCAAACUCUUUGCCCUCGAAGCCGAGUUCAUCCGCCCGCUGUUUCAGUCGUUCUACUACAUGCAGCUGAAUGUCUUCUACACAUUGCAUGAUAAAAUGCAGGGCAUGAAUAUCGCCUAUUUCGAUUUAACUCUGGAUGUCGAGGAGGCAUUCGAGAAGAAGCGAGGUGACGUCAAAGAGCGGGCAGAAGCACUUACCAUCGUCCAUUUCAAGACGAAGGGCCUGGGCCGACAACCCUCCAAAUUCACACCUCCCGGCAAGGACAAGAUGGCGUACGAGAGCAAGAGCACAUUCGCCCGCACGAAUCGCACCGAGGAGACUGACAACCCCCCUCCACCCUACUCGGCCUCUGCAAGUACUGUUGCGGCCGCCAAGGCCAAGCCAGCGCCUCCGCCACCCAAGCCCAAGCCCGCCCGAUUCGGUGCGGCAGUCGAGACGGUUACAGCCUUGUAUGACUACGAAGCACAGGCGCACGGUGAUCUCAGCUUCUCUGCGGGCGACGUGAUUGAGAUUAUCCAGCGGACGGAUAACCAGAACGAAUGGUGGACCGGUAGAGUUGAUGGACGAGAAGGCCAGUUCCCAGCAAAUUAUGUUCAGUUGCGUUAG